AUGUUACACAUUGAUGGUGGAUGUGUAAAUCUGUCAUUUGAUUGGAAGGAGUUGUUUGUGGCAAUAAUCGUCACCUCUAGACGUAUUAGUGUUGAUGAAUCAGAGUUAAUUCUUCAAUCUAUCACAUCCAUGGACAUACCGUGUGAUAUCCACAACAUUGUAGCUAUAGACAAAACGCUAAGUGUAUGCUCCUAA
This is a messenger RNA of Debaryomyces hansenii CBS767, 195 nucleotides long. Its product is annotated as DEHA2D03080p. The coding region runs from base 1 to 195 and encodes 64 amino acids. NCBI's taxonomy places the organism in Eukaryota, Fungi, Ascomycota, Pichiomycetes, Serinales, Debaryomycetaceae. The record is from RefSeq and is a predicted model, not a curated record. The transcript has a single exon.